CAACAUUGUUAAAUAAUUGGAGUUUCCUCUGCUUCUUAUCUUAGAAUUCAAAGUUCUUUGAACCUCUCAGGCCAGGUUAUAUCUGUUGGCUGGAUCUACUAUUUAACAAGCACUGUCUUAUUAUUCUGCACUCUAACUGUUUGAUAAAAUGUUGCAUAGGUCAAUUUGGUAACAACUAUCAUUUCAGGUUUGGAACAAAGUUUGUUCAAUGUUUCUUUUAUUUCCAGGUUUUAAUUUGUGGCAACUUUGAUCUCAAUUUAGUAGAUGUACAUAUUUAUGCUUCCUAAUCGUGAUAUUGAAUGGUGUAGAAGCAAACUGAGGCAGACAGGGUGCACUUCUUUAUCUCCAAUGGCAUCUUCCAAAGCUUUCCAAAUAAAACUUGUUGUAUUUGUUGGUCUCUUGCUUGUCUCAAAAUUUAAGGGCAUGGAAGAAAAUAUGAUGUCUGAAAAUUCUUAUUCAUAUACUGAUAAAACUUUAACUUUCCCAGCUCCUCAAAUAAAAUAUGAUGUCUUUGUUAGCUUUAGGGGCACAGAUAUUCGCCAAGGUUUGCUGAGUCAUUUGAUUAAGGCAUUUCAUCUAAAACAAGUUUUUGCCUUUGUUGAUGACAAGCUUGAGAGGGGAGAUGACAUAUCAGAUGCACUUCUUGGAGCAAUAGAAAAAUCGCUGAUUUCAUUGAUCAUAUUCUCACAAGACUAUGUUUCUUCGAGAUGGUGUUUAGAAGAACUUGUGAAAAUAGUGGAGUGUAGAGAAAAAGAUGGACAAACCGUAAUACCUGUUUUUUACAAAGUAGAUCCAUCAGAUGUACGAUAUCAAAAGGGCACCUUUGCAAAUGUGUUUGCUGAACACGAGGAAAGGUAUGAUAUGAUCAAGGUGCAAAACUGGAGAACCGCUUUGAAAAAUUCUGCUGAUUUAUCAGGAUUUCACUCAACAAAUUUUAGGAAUGAUGCUCAGCUUGUUGAUCAGAUUGUUGAUUUUAUAUCAUCAAGAUUAAAUGACAUGCAUCAGGUUAAAUCAAAAGGACUUGUUGGAAUUCACAAACCAAUUGCACAGUUAGAGUCGUUGAUGCUCAAAGAAUCCGAAGACGUACGUGUUAUUGGAAUUUGGGGUUUGGGCGGUAUUGGUAAGACAACCAUUGCAGAAGAAGUAUACAACAGAAUGUGUGCCGAAUUUGAAUCUUGUUGUUUCUUGGCAAAUGUAAGAAAAGAGUCAGAAAGAGAUGGAAUAAUGUCUUUGAAGAAGAAACUCUUUUCUACACUAUUGAAUGAACAAAAUUUGAGAAUUGACUUACCAAAGGGAUUGCCUGAUUAUGUUGAGAAAAGGCUUGGGCGCAUGAAGGUUCUCAUUGUUCUAGAUGAUGUGAAUGAUUCUGACCAGUUAGAAACUUUAAUUGGAGCUCGUGAUUGGUUUGGAUUAGGCAGUAGAAUCAUUAUAACAACUAGAGAUAAGCAAGUGCUAGUUGGAGAAGCUGAAGAGAUAUACCAAGUUGAGGCAUUGGAUUGUGAUGAAUCUCUUGAACUCUUCAUUCUAAAUGCCUUCAAACAAAACCAGUUUGAAAUGGAGUAUUGUGAGCUGUCAAGGAGGGUGGUCAAGUAUGCCAAAGGCAUUCCGUUAGUUGUUAAAGUUUUGGCUCAACUUCUUCGUGGCAAACGAAAGGAUAUAUGGGAAAGUCAAUUGGAGAAACUUAAAAGAAUGCCUAAUAAGAAAGUUCAUGAUAUAAUGCGGCUGAGCUAUGACGAUCUUGAUCGUCAAGAGCAACAGAUUUUCUUAGACAUUGCCUGUUUUUUCAAUGGAUUGAAGCUCAAGUUGGAAUACAUAAACGUUUUACUGAAAGACCAAGAUUAUGCAGUGGCUGCUGGGAUGGAAAGGCUGAAAGAUAAGGCUCUUAUAAUUAUUUCUGAGCACAAUAUUGUAUCUAUGCAUGAUAUUAUUCAAGAAAUGGCUUGGGAGAUCAUUAAAGAUGGCUCUGCUGAAUACCCUGGAAACCAACUUCGGUUAUGGGAUUCUCACGACAUAUAUCAAGUAUUGAAAAACAAUAGGGGGAGUGAGGCCAUUAGAAGCAUAUCCUUCAACUUUUCAGCAAUUAAGGACCUUCAGUUAAGCCAAGAAGUCUUUGCUAAGAUGAGCAAACUACGAUUUCUAAAUUUCUAUAGCAACAUAUCUCAAGAGGCCAUGUAUAGUUCUGAUGGACUUCCAUCUUCGUGGAACAAAGGCCUGUGUCUUCCUCAAGGACUUGAUUCUUUGUCAAAUGAAGUAAGAUACCUUAGCUGGAUGCAUUACCCUCUGGAUUCCUUGCCAACCAACUUUUCUGCAGAAAAUCUAGUAAUAUUGGACUUGUCCUUCAACCGAAUGGAAAAACUUUGGUGUGGGGUGAAGAAUCUGGCAAAUUUAAGGAUCCUUAGAUUAUAUAAUUCCUUACACCUGACCAUGCUGCCAGACUUGUCGAAAGCCAGAAACCUUGAAAUACUAGUUAUUCGCAAGAGUUUCAGUUUCCUUUAUGUACAUCCAUCUGUUUUUUGUCUCAACAAGCUUGAGAUAUUGGAUCUAGGAGGGUGCGUUUCCCUUAGGCAGCUCCGAAGCUAUAUCCAUUUGAGCUCUCUCCGUUCUCUCUCUCUCGCCGGCUGCGUAAGGCUACAGGACUUCUCCGUUACCUCAGAGAAUCUGGAAGAGUUGAACUUAGAGCUCACAGGUAUCCAACAACUACCGACAUCCUUUGGGCGCCAAAGCAAACUCGAAACAUUACAUCUAGGAUUGUCUGAUAUUCAGAGCAUUCCUGAAACCAUCAAGAAUCUCACAAGGUUCAAGUAUCUUAGCAUCAGAUAUUGUUGGAACCUCAGGGAGUUACCAGAGCUUCCCCCAUCUCUUGAGUAUCUAGACGCCACCGGAUGCGCAUCACUCAAGACAGUGUUGUUUCCAUCAUCGGCUGCCUUGCAGCUUAAGGAAAACAGGAAAAGCAUUUUGUUCUGGAAUUGCUUGAAAUUGGAUCAACACUCCCUUGGGACUAUUGAAUUGAAUGCUCGAAUCAACCUCAUGAAAUUUGCAUACCAGCAUUUAUCAGCAUUAACACAUGACUACUAUAAAGAUAAUGACAAUGAAGCCAUCUAUGUGUAUCCAGGAAGCAAUGUUCCAAAGUGGUUGGAGUAUAGAACAUCACAUGAUUAUGUAAAUGUUGAUGUCUCUUCUUCGGCUGCGCCACAUUCCCCUUCGUUGGGCUUCAUAUUUUGCUUCAUUGUUCCACGAAUCCUCUCGGAUGGUUUUGCUUUCAGGUUUACCAUAAGUGUUGGUGGAGAUGAAGGAAACAAUGUCAAAUUUUACUUGGGGAAACCACUUGAAAAAAUUGUUUCAGAUCAUGUGUUUCUCGUGUAUGAUCACCGGCUUACUCACUUCCUUAAUAGCAGAAGCAAUGUUGAAGUUCAACAGAGGCUUAAAAUUAAGGUUGCGGCGGUGACACAGACAGGGAAAUCAGAUUAUGUGCCUGUGAAGCUAAAAGGGUUUGGAAUCAGGCCAAUAAAAGCAUCAGAAUAUCAAAAUUUCAUUCAGAAAAUGGAAUUGGUUGAUAAGAGGACGAAAAGAGCUGGUUCACUUACUUUGGUUGGAAAUACUUCACUUGAAAGAUUUUGCUUCCAAGACCAGAAAACUUACUUUGACUUCAUUCAAGAAAUCAACUACGUUGAUGGUUGUUGGAAAUUCAAACACCAUCAAUUCACUAAUUAUUCAUAUAGGUAUUUUAUUUGAUUUUAGGUGCAUUAAUAAAUAGUUUUAUGUUUGAAAAUAGUUUUUCAGGAUGUAUUAUGUGAUUGUAUUUUGUUUUAUUCUCCGUAGAUAAAUUAGACAUUUAAAUCUCUUGUAUUAGAGAACUACACUAUAAUUAGAUAUAGAGAAAAAAAAAACU
Arachis stenosperma is the source of this 3889-nucleotide messenger RNA. Its product is annotated as disease resistance protein RPV1-like. NCBI's taxonomy places the organism in Eukaryota, Viridiplantae, Streptophyta, Magnoliopsida, Fabales, Fabaceae. The record is from RefSeq and is a predicted model, not a curated record. The transcript has 4 exons. Gene Ontology annotation, biological process: signal transduction; defense response. The coding region runs from base 265 to 3732 and encodes 1155 amino acids. Gene Ontology annotation, molecular function: ADP binding.